Molecule: messenger RNA, 1997 nt
Organism: Folsomia candida
Lineage: Eukaryota; Metazoa; Arthropoda; Collembola; Entomobryomorpha; Isotomidae
Exons: 8
Coding region: 146-1855 (569 amino acids)
Source: RefSeq, a predicted model, not a curated record
AGGUGCAACACGUUAAUGGAUCACCAAAAAGUUGCAUAGAAAUAAAAAGUCAAGAAAACGGGUUUUUAAUUUCAAAAAGAUUUUACAUCUUAUUUAACCACAAGUUUUAACUACGUAUUUCCGUCGAGCUGAAAAUUUUCCCAAAAUGAUUUCUAAAUCACACAAAAUUUUGACGCUUUCCAUACUCCUAUUUUCCACAUUAACCGCUGCUGCACCAUCGACACAACUGAAUAAUAAUGAAAUUCCACCAGAAAUUUUGCUUGAAAUCGAUACCAUAAUUCGUUCCUCGAUGGAACGCCAGCACGUUCCCGCCUUCGGAGUCUCGCUCGUCAAAGGGAACGCCACCUACGCGAAAGGGUACGGUUUGCGGGACGUCGAGCACAACCUUCCCGCCGACGGGAACACCCUCUUCGCCAUCGGAUCGCUGUCCAAGUCCUUCGCGGGUCUCAUCGUAACACGAACGCUGCGCGACUUGUACACCGAAAUGGGCGAGGCCGUGCUGGACACGCCCAUCGCGACGUUAGCGCCCUCGUACAAUUUAACCUUUUCGGAUCGAUAUCGGUCAGAGCAGGUGACCUUCAGAGAUCUUCUCUCCCACAGAGUGUGCGUCCUCCCAGAAAUGUCGGGUCUACUGGCGCAAGCGUAUCAAGGAAAGGACGACUUUUAUUAUCGCUUCCGUUAUUCUCCGAAUGCUCAGGAAUGCUCGUUUCGAAAUGGGAUGGCAUACAGCAACGCGUUGAUCGCACUGUCGGGCGAAAUCGUGGCGCACAUGGUCAAUUCCACGUAUGAAGAGUUGUUAACUCAACUCCUUUUUGACCUCGGGAUGACCGGGACGACCUGGAUAAGGGCGAGUGACGACCAUAACAACAUGAUGCAUCGUGCCGUCCCCUACAUCUGGAAGGAGGGGCGGUUACAACGAUACAACACGGAACUAUUAAAACUGAUCGCACCAAUUUUCGGGGGUGGCGGGAUCCUCUCUUGUGUCAACGAUAUGGUCAAAUAUAUGCAAUUGUAUGCACACAAUGGAAAAAUUGGAGAUAAUCAAGUCAUACCAGAGGAGGUCAUGACCUGGAUGACCGCAAUAUCGAUUACUGAAUACAGUGGCAUCACGAAAGGGCUGAGCAACCCAAAUGCCACUGUGGACAUCAGUAUCGGCUAUGGGCUCGCAUUAUUCUCAGGAAUUUAUGAUGGUUGGCGCCGAAUCGGUCACGGCGGCUUUAUGCCGCCCUUCCAGUCGUCAUUCUAUUCUUACCCCGAACAAGGAAUUAGCAUCUUUGUCGCUGCAAGCGGCCCCGGACCGUUGUUGGAAUUGGAGGAAGUCAAGCGUCAAAUUUACUACUUGUUAGCGGGAUUUACAAAAGCCCCAAAAAUCCAACCAGACUACCAAAUGAAGCACGAAUUAUCGUUUUAUAAUAAAUUUCGUAAUCCAAAACCUGCCAAAAGUCAACCCCACGAAGACGUUGAAAUCACACCAGAUCAAGCCGUCGGUUCGUACGGAAGUGGAUUUGAUGGCGAGAUGAACAUAACUUUUCGCAAUAAUUCCGUCGGGAUUCCGCAACUUUACUGGAGCUAUGGCCGAAUGGCGGAGGGCUGGCUGGUUCAAAUUGCUCCCAACAGGUUUUCCUUGUCGAAAUGGGGGUCCGACUUUUGGAUGAUUUUCUGGUCCGUGGGAAUCGGUUUUGGUGCCGUAGAACUCAGAUUCUUGGACCUCGACACUAUUCAAUAUUACGAACUUGGAGCAGUUUUUUCGACAAAUUUUAUAAGAGGGUUAAAACUCGAGGAUUUGCCAGUUAUUCCAUGGCACCCGGAUAGCUGUGGCGUAAGUCUCAUCUUAGGAACGGAUUAUCCAAUAUAAUUAACUAAGAUGAUAAGCCUACGGUAAAUUGAGACAAUCAGCAACUGUUUUCCUUGCGAUAGACUAUUUAAAAUGUAGUUUGUGUGCAAUAACAAAAAAUUUUAGAAUUUAUGUCAGAAUAAAUUCAUGCAUAAAACGUAAA